AUGCCCUCCUGCACCGUCCACUUCCCGACGACCUACACCGCCGCCCGCUGGCUGGCCCUCCGCUCCGAGAUUGUCGAUGCGCUGCAUCUAUCCAAUUCGCACGACUUUGAGCUCGACGUCUCCUUCUCCCACGGCACGAGUGUCACUGUCAACCUGAAGGAUGGCGACGAGGACGUUGCACGCCAGCUCGAGCGCCUCGCGCGCGAUUUCGACGGAAGGCCCGCCGACCCCGAGAGCGAUUACUCCAGCGCUAGCGAGGGAGGGUACUCGCCUCCGUAA
Molecule: messenger RNA, 279 nt
Organism: Trichosporon asahii var. asahii CBS 2479
Lineage: Eukaryota; Fungi; Basidiomycota; Tremellomycetes; Trichosporonales; Trichosporonaceae
Exons: 1
Coding region: 1-279 (92 amino acids)
Source: RefSeq, a predicted model, not a curated record